This is a messenger RNA of Rhodofomes roseus, 835 nucleotides long. RefSeq lists its product as uncharacterized. Lineage: Eukaryota; Fungi; Basidiomycota; Agaricomycetes; Polyporales; Fomitopsidaceae. Bases 188 to 745 code for a protein of 185 amino acids. The transcript is spliced from 5 exons. The record is from RefSeq and is a predicted model, not a curated record.
UAAGUUUGUUUGACUGAUUGUGAUGCUCAGUUGCUCGUUGCCACUGUAUCCACGCUCGCACCACGGCGAGGCUGAUGGUCGCCUGCGGAGGGUAAGGUCAAGACAAUUGCGGAACCUAUUUCACUGAUGACUCCUAGGAUCCCAGGGCUAUUUCAGUACGUGCUGUCUCUCACUUGCAGGUGUAUCCAUGGGCGUCGUACUCAGAACGUCUUCGUCUGGCGUUCUAUGUUUAUCAGUGAUAUUGUCAAGGGAGGUUCCUAAGUGGAUGGCAGGAACACACGACAGCACGACUCAUACCAUAUCUUUUGUUCGGGGUAUGGAUGGGGCUACGCUGUGCGCAAUGAGCGGCCUGGCAUUCACACUGCUUCACACAACAGCCACCGAGUCACUCGCAUUACUCGUCCAUGUCGCACAGCCUUUCCUCGUAUAUAGGACAUCUAUCUCCGCAAGGUCUUGUCUCCUGAACAUGUGGCUUCUGCCGCCGGCGCUGGCUGGCGCAGAUCAAGUCGGCGAGAAGUCAAUCUGGGCGGGCACUUGGCGACGGUGCAAUCCUGGUUCAAUCCUCUCGGCUAUCUCGAGGCUGGAUUGCUCUCCGUGCAAAGUCCGUAUUGCGUCUUCUCUGACAAUACCGGCUAUUGUGCAAUCAGAAAUCGAGGCGCGCGGCAGCAUCACGAGACUACUUCUCCGGAGCCGUUCGAUAAGUGAACGUCUUAAUCCGGCCUCUGCAUUGUUCUGCAUCUGGUAGCCUGAGAGGACACGCACUGCGGUUGCCGUCUCCUUACGGAAGCUUCAUGCCGGUCGGUAUCAAGGCCCACAAGAUGCAACGCGCGCAUCG